AUGCCUGUUGUUACUCCAGAGAAGCUUGCCAGUCUGCAACGGCAUGCUGACGAUGUCCGAAACAUUUGCAUUCUGGCGCACGUCGACCACGGCAAGACGUCGUUAACAGAUGCGCUCCUCGCCACAAAUGGCAUCAUCUCGCCGAAGCUUGCCGGCAAGAUCCGCUAUCUUGAUUCCCGCCCUGACGAGCAGAUCAGGGGUAUCACCAUGGAGUCAUCCGCCAUCUCUCUCUACUUCUCGAUGCUUAGGAGAUCAUCACAGGACGCUGCACCAAUACCAAAGGAGUACCUGAUCAACCUGAUAGACUCCCCCGGCCACAUCGACUUCAGCAGCGAAGUAUCCACAGCAUCGAGAUUAUGCGACGGUGCCGUUGUGCUUGUCGAUGCUGUGGAGGGUGUGUGUAGUCAGACGGUCACAGUCCUUCGCCAGACAUGGACAGAAAAGUUGAAACCGCUGCUUGUGUUCAACAAGCUGGAUCGACUGGUCACGGAGCUCAAGAUGACCCCCGGUGAGGCUUACAUUCACCUGAACAAGCUGCUUGAACAGGUCAAUGCGGUUCUAGGGAGUUUCUUCCAAGGUGAACGCAUGGAAGAAGACCUGAACUGGCGAGAACGGAUGGACGAACGAGUCGCUGCUGCAGCGGCCAAAGAGUCAAAACACGGCGACUUUGACAGCGACGCUGCCGAACUACAAUUCGAAGAACGGGAUGACGAAGAACUGUAUUUCGCCCCGGAGAAGAACAAUGUCAUAUUCAGCAGCGCUGUCGAUGGUUGGGCAUUCACGGUUCGGCAGUUUGCGAGCUUGUACGAGAAGAAGCUCGGCAUCAAAAGAAACAUCAUGGAGAAAGUCUUAUGGGGUGACUUCUACCUCGAUCCAAAGACCAAGAAGGUCCUUGGACGAAAACACCUAAAGGGUCGAAAUCUGAAACCCAUGUUUGUUCAGCUUGUACUUGAGCAGGUAUGGGCGGUAUACGGAGCAACAGCAGGGGGUGAUCAUGGAAAGGGUGAUCCUGCUUUACUCGAGAAGAUUACAAAGUCGCUAAACAUAACGAUACCUCCUCACAUUGCACGGUCUAAAGAUCCUCGACUUUUGCUUACAACAGUAUUUUCCUCGUGGUUACCUUUAUCCACGGCGCUGCUGGUUUCUGUUGUCGAAUCAUUACCCUCUCCACGAGCGGCCCAGGCUGAACGGUUACCAGAGCUAUUAGAGGAGUCCCCGGGGUCGAAGUAUAUUGAUCCUGCCGUCAAAGAUGCCAUGAUUAACUUCAAGGCUUCCAAGUCUGAUCCCGUCGUCGCGUAUGUCAGCAAGAUGGUUUCCGUUCCCGAAAGCGAACUUCCAGCGAACAAACAUCGGACUGGCCAGCUCAGUGCCGAUGAAGCCAGAGAGCUAGCAAGAAAGAAACGAGCAGAACUAGCACGCGCCCAGCAAGCCGAGACAAAUGGGAUGAACGACAUAACGAAGGCACUCGAGACUACGGCAUUAGACGACUUUGUACCAGAACCCGAAGAGAAGCAGGUAGAUCCAGAACAUCUAAUAGGGUUUGCGAGAAUAUUCUCGGGAACUCUGUCGGUAGGGGACACUCUUUACGUUCUAGCACCCAAGUUCUCUCCCGCCAACCCCCAUGCCACUCCCGAACCACAGGAGUUCACUGUCACAGCAUUGUAUAUGCUCAUGGGGAGGAAUCUCGAGUCUCUGGACUCUGUGCCUGCUGGUGUUGUCUUUGGAAUCGGAGGCCUCGACGGACACAUCUUGAAGUCCGGAACCCUGUGCAGCCAACUGGAAGGCUCCGUCAAUCUGGCAGGAGUCAACACGCUGGGGAAUCCCAUCGUACGCGUUGCCCUGGAGCCUGUCAACCCGGCAGAUCUGGACAAGAUGAUCGAGGGGCUGAAACUGUUGGUACAAAGCGAUCCGUGUGCCGAGUACGAGCAGUUUGAGAGUGGGGAGCACGUUCUCUUGACAGCCGGAGAACUACACUUGGAACGCUGCUUGACAGACUUGAAGGAGCGGUUCGGCCGGUGUAACAUCCAGGCUGGCGCACCUAUCGUGCCUUAUCGAGAGACCAUCGUUCGAGCAGAGGAGAUGCGACCGCCAGUCAACAAGGACUUGGGUAGAGGUGCUGUUAUUGGUGUUACAAACUCCAAACAAUUGAGUAUCACGGUUCGCGUGAGACCCUUGCCAACUGACGUUACCGACUUCCUGCUCAAGAACGCCGGGUCCAUCAAGCGCCUGUAUUCCGAGCGGAAAGCCGAAGAGGGAUUAACCCACGAGAGCGGUGUGGACGAGGAACAACAGAAAAUCGAAGCAGAUGAUAUCAUCCUCGAAAGCCAAAGUCUGACCGUCGACGAACUGAAGAAACAACUUCAGACUCUCCUCGAAAGUGGCAGAGGCCGCGAAGCUUGGAGAGAUAUCAUCGACAAAGUGGCAGCUUUCGGGCCUCGACGUACAGGUCCCAAUCUGCUCAUAGAUGCCACCAAAGACGGAACAUUCCCCAAGAUCUUUUCGGCAGAAAAGAACGGGGAUGAGAGCCCUCGUGCAGAUGAAGCUUUACACGCAGCACAUCUCUGUGACAAGAUCACAUAUGCUUUCCAGCUAGCCACGAACCAAGGACCAUUAUGCAGCGAGCCGGUUCAGGGCAUUGCGGUCAUCAUUGAAGACUUGACACUCACAGGCACCGAUGAAGAAGCAUCGGCUCGUGAUCGGCUUGGAAGACUGACAGGAGAGGUCCUCAAGACGGUACAGCAGUCGAUCCGACAAGGUUUCAUGGACUGGUCCCCUCGCCUCAUGCUGGCCAUGUACUCGUGUGAGAUCCAAGCAAGCACCGAAGUUCUAGGACGAGUCUACGACGUCCUGACCCGUCGUCGCGGACAAGUCCUGUCGGAGCAGAUGAAAGAAGGCACGCCCUUUUUCACGAUUCUAUCUCUUCUGCCAGUCGCCGAGUCGUUCGGCUUCGCAGAUGAGAUGCGCAAGCGUACCUCAGGUGCGGCGCAGCCACAGCUCAUCUUCACGGGCUUCGAAGUGCUUGACGAGGAUCCCUUCUGGCAGCCAUUCACCGAGGACGACCUCGAGGACCUUGGCGAGCUUGCCGACAAGGAGAACGUCGCCAAGCGCUACAUGGACGUCGUACGCCGCAGGAAGGGCCUGCUGGUCGAGGGACGCCAGGAGAGGGUAGCGGCUGAGAAACAGAAGACGCUCAAGCGUUGA
Molecule: messenger RNA, 3201 nt
Organism: Anthostomella pinea
Lineage: Eukaryota; Fungi; Ascomycota; Sordariomycetes; Xylariales; Xylariaceae
Source: the annotation of a GenBank genome assembly